GUCAGGUGUAGCACACCAGUUGAAGGGUAACUCCGGUCCAGUUCAGGUCCUGUCCUCCUCUUCUCUGGGGUCGUCAGCCCCGAUGCUCCAGCCCUUCCACAGCCCUCCCUCUCCGACCCCACCAGACACCACCAGCCCAGGGACGUCCCAUCUGCCGACAGGCACCCUCUCUUAGGCUACAACUGCAGACUUACACCCUCCCUGUGUGGAUCUCUCCUCCUCCAGCUUCCCCCCUGGCUUUUAGGUAGGAGCCUUUUCCCCACCACCACAACCACAACCACCAAAACCCUACUGCCAUGGCGGACAAGCUGGGCUCGGUGGAGGACCCCGCUAGCAUCCUAGCGCUGCUGGAGCGCGUGGCGGGCAUCAUCGACAACGUGCAGGCGUGUCAGAGCCGCAUGGAGGAGCGUCAGCUGGAGCUGGAGAGCAGCGUGAAGAGCAUCCAGGCCGACGUGGUGAAGCUCAGCUCCGACCACGCCGUCACCUCCGGCUCCGUGGGGAAACUCCUGGAGAAGACCCGCAAGGUCAGCUGCAACGUCAAGGAUGUGCGGGUCCGGGUGGAGAACCAGAACCUCCGUGUGAAGAAGGUGGAGGCCACACAGGCUGAACUGCUGGCCAAGAACAAGUUCAGGGUGGUUAUCUACCAGGGUGAAAACGAGGUACCAGCCGUGGGGACUCCACCUAAGGAACCCAAAGAAGAAGCAGCGGCUGCAGCAGCGGCCGAAAUAGAACCGGACAAGUUUGAGCUUCCGUCCGAGUCGGACGAGGAGUACAUGGUGGUGGAGGAGAAGGAGUCUUCCACCGCACAGGUCAAGAAGGUGGGGUUGAGUCGCAUCGAGAGCUUCAAGGCCACGUUCUCCCGCCAGAACAUGGCCAAGACCAGGGAGAACCUGGGCACCAAGGUCAACAAGCUGGGCGAGCGCAUCGUCACCACGGAACGCCGAGAGAAGAUCCGGCAGUCCGGAGAGCGGCUGAAGCAGUCCGGCGAGAGACUCAAGGAGUCCAUCGCUAAGAAUGUCAACCUGAAGAAAGAGAGGACAGUGGCCGAGGGCCAGGAGGGGGCAGAGGGAGCAGCGGAGGGGGCCGCCCCCGUACCCCCCCCGAAGGGCCGCAAAGGCAGCCCAGAGAAGGCCUACACUGAGGUGGCCACAGAGGCAGCAGAUGAGGCCAAGGAGGGGGAGACGGAGGUCCCCAUGUACGACAUGAAGCAGCUGUCAUAGAGGAACUACAACCCUGUUAACCAAUGGAGAGAAACUACAUGCAACAUGGUGACAUGUCUGCCCAUCUUAGACUAACUUGGACUGGCUGCGACAAUGUAGAGACGAGGGGGGCGUCUCAAAUCAACCCCUAAAGCCUUUCCUUCUAUGCACUGGAGCGAGUUCUGCUGCUCCUAGAGGAUUCCACAGGUAGUGAAGAGAUUACUAACGUUAGUAAACGCAAGUGCAUAAGGGGGUGGGGUUUAGGGAUGGAUUAGAGACUGGGAGGAGGGGAUUUAGGUUUCUGAGUGAAGGCGUGGAACAGGAAAUGACAUAGGAGGAAACGGGACAGACAGAGAGCCAAUAAGAUUAGUUUGUUGAAUUGAAACACUUCUGUAAUAUCACAGCGUCAACUUUGUGUUUUUGUUGUUGUUGUGUUUUUGUUGUUGUUUACAUCAAAACGGACUCAUAAGAAAGGCAAAACAAAACAAUACAAAUAAAAUGACAGGAAUCCCAGUGAGUGUGUGGGACUGUCAGUUUUCUACCAUGUUCAGCAUCAUUUUGUCUGUGUUUAGUUUCUUCUGGUGCUUGUGUAGGGUGUGAGAUGUCUGUGAACGUCAAGGGUAUGUGAACUGGUCUGGGUGUUAGUUACUGUUACCAGGGGAGCUCUGUGAUGUCAUCAACUUUACUGAUGCAACAAUGAAGGAUGUGACUGGAUGUAAAAAAUAAACUAAAUUCAAUGGUUGAAUUUAACUUAUUUAGGGUGUACAAAAGAGAGAUCAGAUGAAGAAUAAAAGAAACCUUAAACGUUUAUAUAGAAUUAUUUAAAGACAAUAAACUGAUUUGCUGUAUAAAGAGCCAGUAGAAGAGUUUGAUAUAACUUUAUUGUUCUCAGUCCAGCCUAGUGCUUCAGAGUUGUGUGGUCCGUUAGAGUGAUUAUGCAUGAUAGCAGCUUCUAAUCAACUAAACCAUUAUUAGUAUGAGAGUGAAAGUAGAGGGUUUAUGUUACUGUUUGUAGAGUGAACUGAACUGACCUCUGCUGCUUCUAGGGGCAAAGUUGAGUAUUGCAUGAUGUGUAUUUACUUCACAAAUAUACUGUUUCUAUAAUGAACACUAUUGUUGAUUAAAAAGAUCUACCAAAAAGA
Osmerus eperlanus (European smelt) is the source of this 2341-nucleotide messenger RNA. It is a transcript of the gene cavin4b, whose product is annotated as caveolae associated protein 4b. The record is from RefSeq and is a predicted model, not a curated record. Gene Ontology annotation, biological process: regulation of gene expression. NCBI's taxonomy places the organism in Eukaryota, Metazoa, Chordata, Actinopteri, Osmeriformes, Osmeridae. The coding region runs from base 297 to 1220 and encodes 307 amino acids. Gene Ontology annotation, cellular component: cytoplasm; caveola. The transcript has 2 exons.